AUGUCUGCCAGCAUCUUCCUCCUGGCGGCCAUCAGUCUGGACCGCUGUCUGUCCAUGUGGGUGGUUGUGUGGGCCCAUAACAAGUGCACGCCAUGCAGGGCCGAGGUCAUCUGUGUGGGGAUCUGGUUAGCCUCAUUGGUCUGCAGCCUCCCGUUCACCAUCUUUCGGCAGAUCAUGCACUAUGGUAAUAGGACAAUGUGUGGUUAUUCAUUUUCCCAUGAUUCCUCCACCUACAGGAACAUGGUUGUGUUCCGCUUCCUGCUGGGCUUUCUCAUCCCAUUCCUGGUCACCAUAGCGUCGUACAUUGCCAUAUGGAUACGCACCAAUCGCCUUAAGAGAGGAAAAACGUGCAGAUCCCUCCGGAUCGUCUCUGUUGUCCUGGCCUUUUUCAUCUGCUGGAUGCCCUUCCACGUCUUGCAGUUUCUGGACAUCAUGAUAAAUGGCAGCCCAGGCCUCAACCUGGUCGUGCAUAUUGGAAUUCCCCUGUCCACUAGCCUGGCCUUCCUCAACUGCUGCCUGAACCCCAUCCUGUACGUCUUCAUGUGUGAUGAGUUCCAGAAGAAGCUGCGUCAGUCUGUGCUGGUGGUAUUCGAGAACGCUUUUCCAGAGGACCAGGGGAUGAACUUUGUGUCAUCAAUGCGCUCCCAUCUCUCCCGUUAAGUCUAAGUCUCUGACUCCAGAGAAGGACAUUUACGACUCACUGGUGACCAGUCUGAUGGUAAAGUGGAAACCGAGGUGUGA
Oncorhynchus gorbuscha (pink salmon) is the source of this 741-nucleotide messenger RNA. RefSeq names its product C3a anaphylatoxin chemotactic receptor-like. The record is from RefSeq and is a predicted model, not a curated record. Gene Ontology annotation, biological process: chemotaxis; complement receptor mediated signaling pathway; positive regulation of cytosolic calcium ion concentration. Gene Ontology annotation, molecular function: complement receptor activity; G protein-coupled receptor activity. Lineage: Eukaryota; Metazoa; Chordata; Actinopteri; Salmoniformes; Salmonidae. Gene Ontology annotation, cellular component: plasma membrane. The transcript has a single exon.